GCGCAUGCGCACGUUCCGCGCGCGGACUUCAGUCGUGACGUCAGGCAGUGCGCGAUCGGCGGUGGCGGGAGAUUCUCCGGUGUUUUGUUCGCGGUCGUGUUCAGGAGAAAACGUUAGCAAGUAAAAUGUGGAACCAAGGUAAAUACGGCGAGGCCAGUAUGGUUGGAUACACACAGUCUCCAGGAGGGUUCGGGUCUCCAGCCGCUUCUCAGGGAGGAGAGAAGAAAGGGAGAAGUCGAGCGCAGCAGAUCGUCCCCUGCACCGUGUCCCAGCUGAUGUCUGCGCUGCAGGCGGAGGACGUCUUCAAAGCCGGAGAGGUAGAGAUCGCUCAGGUAACUAUUGUUGGUGUGAUCAGAAGCACUGAUAAAUCCACAAUCAAUAUCCAGUAUAAGGUGGAUGACAUGACGGCCGCUCCCAUGGAUGUGAAGCAGUGGAUCGACACAGAGGACAUGGGUGUGGACAACUCGGUCAUUCCUCCAGGCUCUUACGUCAAAGUCUCCGGCAACCUCCGCUCUUUUCAGAAUAACCGGUCUUUGGUAGCGUUCAGCGUCCGAGUGCUGGAGGACAUGAAUGAAGUCACUUCACACAUGCUGGAGGUUGUGAAUGCUCAUAUGCAGCAGAGCAAACCACAGGGCACGAUGGGAGGAGGCGUGGGAACGAACAUGAUGCCCGCGGCGCACACUAGCAUGAGCUCCACAGGAAGCUACUCUGGCGCUAGUAUGAUGCUAGUCAAUGGUUUGAGUGCUAACCAGAACCAAGUUUUGAGUCUGAUCAAGAGCUGUCACGAGCCUCAAGGCAUCAGCAUGCACGACCUCAAGCAGAAGCUGAGCAGCAUGAGCAUCACUGUCAUCAGGCAAAUUGUGGAUUUUCUCAGCAACGAGGGACACAUAUUCUCCACGAUCGAUGAAGACCACUUCAGGUCAACGGACAACGAGGUCUAAUGACUGAUGUGCAUUUCUUUAAUAAACCUGUUCAUUGUCUACAUAGUGUUCACGAGGAAAAAAAUAUAUAUAAUAAUUUCAGUUAGUUUUGGUAUUUUAAUAAAAGCACUCAUUUAAAGCCAUUUUCUUUUGAGUUCAGCAUGCUGU
Molecule: messenger RNA, 1088 nt
Organism: Puntigrus tetrazona (Sumatra barb)
Lineage: Eukaryota; Metazoa; Chordata; Actinopteri; Cypriniformes; Cyprinidae
Gene: rpa2
Product: replication protein A2
Exons: 9
Coding region: 126-941 (271 amino acids)
Biological process (GO): DNA replication; double-strand break repair via homologous recombination; nucleotide-excision repair
Cellular component (GO): chromosome, telomeric region; nucleus; site of double-strand break
Molecular function (GO): DNA binding
Source: RefSeq, a predicted model, not a curated record